Messenger RNA from Solanum dulcamara, 672 nucleotides. Its product is annotated as aspartic proteinase nepenthesin-1-like. The transcript is spliced from 2 exons. Lineage: Eukaryota; Viridiplantae; Streptophyta; Magnoliopsida; Solanales; Solanaceae. The coding region runs from base 1 to 672 and encodes 223 amino acids. The record is from RefSeq and is a predicted model, not a curated record. Gene Ontology annotation, cellular component: extracellular region.
AUGGAUAUGAGAUCAGAGGCUCGCAUUUCAAAGCUUAUGAUUGACCAUGAUCUAGAAAAAAAUGGCGAUAAAUUUCAGAUUUACCCAAUCUAUACCUCCGAGUUUCUUGUUCCAUUAAAGAUUGGCACACCUACUGUGCCACAAAUUCUUAUCAUGGACACUGGUAGUUUAUUACUUUGGGUUCAUUGUGGCCCCACCAUUGGUGGUGAAGGCUCACCAGGUCGGACUGAAGGAAAUCUUGCUUCUGAAGUUGUGACAUUUGAUUCAAGAAAUGGAACUGAAGUGACUAUCAAGCGUCUUAUGUUUGGAUGUUCCUCAAUAUAUUCUAAAGGUGCAGAUCGUUGUAGUGGAGUUCUUGGACUUGGACAACGAGCUAUUUCUUUAGUUUCUCAACUAAAUUAUACUGGAUUUUCCUAUUGUAUCGGCAAUAUAAAUGAUAGAAACUAUGAUUCAAACACAUUAGUUUUGGGAGGAGAGCCUAUAAUUAUAGCAGCCUCCACUCCCAUGUUUAUGCUUAUAGGCAAAUACUAUAUAACCUUAGAAAAAAUCAAUGUCGGAGACAAGUUUCUUGACAUCGAUCCAAACAUAUUCAAGAGGGUCGAUUACCAAGGUGGAAUGCUUGUUGAUAGCGGGGCCCCUUCAACUUAUUUGAUGUGGCAUUCAAUAAAUUGA